AGUGUUUGUCAGGUUCAACUCCAGCCAUGGUUUCCCAGUGGAGGUCGAUUCUGACACCAGCAUCUUCCAGCUCAAGGAGGUGGUUGCUAAGCGACAGGGGGUUCCAGCUGACCAGUUGCGUGUGAUUUUCGCAGGGAAGGAGCUUAGGAAUGACUUGACAGUGCAGCGCUGUGACCUGGAUCAGCAGAGCAUCGUUCACGUGGUGCUGCGACCCCAGAGAAAUGGCCAAGAAAGGGGCGUGGCUGCAGGGCAUCGCCCGGGGCGCGCGGGGCGGGAGCCCGCGAGCCUGACCCGCGUGGACCUCAGCGGCUCCGUCCUCCCCGGGGACGCCGUGGGCCUGGCGGUUAUUCUGCAGGAUGACAGCGCCGACGGUGCCGCGCCAGCUGGGAGGCCCGCAGAUAGACCAACCAACAAGAGCUUUUAUGUCUAUUGCAAAGGCCCCUGUCAAAGAGUGCAGCCAGGAAAGCUCCGCGUGCGGUGCAGCACCUGCCAACAGGCAACCCUCACCUUGACUCAGGGUCCUUCUUGCUGGGACGAUGUCUUGAUCCCAAACCGGAUGAGUGGUGAGUGCCAGUCUCCAAACUGCCCUGGGACCACAGCAGAAUUUUUCUUUAAAUGUGGAGCACACCCGACCUCUGACAAGGAAACAUCGGUAGCUUUGAACCUGAUCACAACAAAUAGCCGAGACAUCACCUGCAUCACCUGUACGGACAUCAGGAGCCCCAUCCUGGUUUUCCAGUGCAACUGCCGCCACGUGAUUUGCCUGGACUGUUUCCACCUGUACUGUGUGACGAGGCUCAAUGACCGGCAGUUCGUCCAUGACCCGCAGCUUGGCUACUCUCUGCCUUGUGUGGCCGGCUGCCCCAACUCCUUGAUUAAAGAGCUCCAUCACUUCAGGAUCCUUGGAGAGGAGCAGUACAACCGGUACCAGCAAUAUGGUGCCGAGGAGUGCGUGCUACAGAUGGGGGGCGUGCUGUGCCCCCGCCCCGGCUGCGGAGCGGGGCUGCUUCCAGAGCCAGGUCAGAGGAAAGUCACCUGUGAAGGGGGCAACAGCCUGGGCUGCGGGCUCGUCUUCUGCCGGGACUGUAAGGAGUCGUACCACGAAGGCGAAUGCAGCGCCCUGUUUGAGGCCUCAGCAGCGGUGGCUCAGGCCUACAGGGUUGACCAGAAGGCAGCAGAGCAGGCUCGGUGGGAGGAGGCAUCCAAAGAGACCAUCAGGAAAACCACCAAGCCCUGUCCUCGGUGCCAUGUGCCGGUUGAAAAAAACGGUGGCUGUAUGCACAUGAAGUGCCCGCAGCCCCAGUGCCAGCUGGAGUGGUGCUGGAACUGCGGCUGGGAGUGGAACCGCGACUGCAUGGGGGACCACUGGUUCGACGUGUAGCUGGAGCAGUGGCCACGCAGGUGCAGUCUGCCCCCAUCCUGCGUGGAAGCGUGCGGUGUCCUGCUGUCCUCGGCUCCUUUUCCUCCCUCUAAACACACCCACACGCACAUGCACACGCACUUCAAGUUCUUUCCAAAAAUCGCAAAAACGAAGUUCCAGGAGAAGCUCCUGGGAUCCCUUUCAUUGUGCCCGAGAAACAGCAGAGCUAAUGGUGAGACCAGCAGGGUGUAUUCUCAGGCCUCUGCAACACACAAAUGCCAGGGCACAGGUGACCGUGCAGUUCCCUUUUGUACGGGUUGUCACUCUUUUGUGAAUUCAAGUCAGGCUGGAUUAGUACAUAGAGAGAGGUUUCUCAGGUUCAGUACCUGCCUUUUACCUUCAGCCAAUAGUGGCAAGAAGCCACUGGUGAGGUGGGAAGUAGUUUCCAGGGACUCUUGUCAGUGGUUCUGCGGUGGAUUCUGAGAACUAUGCUCAUGGCUUAGAGAGCAAUGCUUUUAUUUAAAUAUUCAGAGAGCAUCUCUUCCCAAAGAACCACAGGCAGUAAUCAAAACUGUAUGCGUUUACCCCCCAAGAAUUCUAUCUUUAUUUGCUUUAAUGAACAAUCAGCUCAGCAUAAAUCAGCUUGUCACCUGAGAAAUUAUCAACGUUGAUUUGAACAUUGUUCACAUUUAUAGUGAAGAAAUCAGAACUUCAUGUACUUUCAUUCCGCUUAAUUAUAUGCAACUUUAGAAGGAAACUGUUUCCCUGGAAAUCUUACAAAAAUCUAGAAAUUGAUUGUAAACAUUCAUUUUGAGCUUGGAGAAUAAGCUUGUCCAUCUGGCUUCCCUGUACAUGUAAUGAAUAAGGUGCCUCUAAAGGAGACACAUGUAGAAAUGAUUUCAUAAUGAUUCUCAGUGUUAACAAAUAUGUAGGUUAUUACAGCAGAGCCUUUAAAGAAGGAACGUUUCUAGAACCAUCCAAAUGAAACUGUGCCUGUCAGAGGGUUCAUGCUCCUUCUGCCCACCUGGACUGUGUUAAUUACACUUGUUAAAAAAAUACCAAAAUGUGUGCGUUCCUGUCGCGGCUCAGUGGUUAACGAAUCCAACUAGGACCCAUGAGGUUGCCGGUUGGAUCCCUGGCCUUGCUCAGUGGCUUAAGGAUCCGGUGUUGGUUGCCGUGAGCUGUGGUGUAGAUCGCAGACGUGGCUCAGAUCUGGCAUUGCUGUGGCUGUGGUAUAGACUGGCAGAUGUAGCUCCCACUUGACCCCUAGCCCAGGAGCCUCCAUAUGCCCAGGGUGCGGCCCUAAG
Messenger RNA from Sus scrofa (pig), 2667 nucleotides. It is a transcript of the gene PRKN, whose product is annotated as parkin RBR E3 ubiquitin protein ligase. Gene Ontology annotation, biological process: ubiquitin-dependent protein catabolic process. The record is from RefSeq and is marked validated. Gene Ontology annotation, molecular function: polyubiquitin modification-dependent protein binding; zinc ion binding; ubiquitin-protein transferase activity. Gene Ontology annotation, cellular component: cytosol; mitochondrion. Lineage: Eukaryota; Metazoa; Chordata; Mammalia; Artiodactyla; Suidae.